Molecule: messenger RNA, 501 nt
Organism: Closterium sp. Naga37s-1
Lineage: Eukaryota; Viridiplantae; Streptophyta; Zygnematophyceae; Desmidiales; Closteriaceae
Source: the annotation of a GenBank genome assembly
AUGCCUCCUCUCGACUCCGCUGACGGCGCGCCGGCUGCCGACUCCGGGAGCGCGGGGAGCAACGGCGGCGGCAACGGCGCUGCGCCGCAGCCUGAUGCCGCCACCGCCGCCGCAGCCCCUGCAGGCGCGCCGAUGCCGCCGAAUCCGCUCCAGGAGCAGAUGGUACGACGCUCGGUGCACGUGACUCCUCCAGACGUGACCCUGUGUGUGGGGAACGGCUUCAUCGUUCAUGCUGUAAACUGCGCGUCGGUGGUGUAUGACACAAAGGGGAAGCAGCUCACACGCAUCAUCCCGCAGAACGAGACUACGUGGACCAGAAAGACCCUAUUGAGGCAUCAGUCAUGGGCGACAACAUCGGUGGCCUCACCUGCACUUAUGAUCGCAAGGCGCGACGCUUCUAUCUUUCGGCCUUCUGGCUCUCGGGGCAGUCCAACAAUACGUUUGACAAGUUCGGGCAGACGAGGAGCAGGGGAAACAUCACGGUGGGAGCGGGGCUCAUAG